UCCAUUCAGCUGUCACUGAAAGACAGCAGCAGCACUAGAGUCAGUCCACUCAGAGUGUGCCACUCGGUACAGGCGGGCGAUUCUUCAUCUCUCUUUCUCUCUUCAGUCCAGGAUGGCAAAAUAACACGGUGAAGGCGGAUAGAUCAGCAACUGCGUAUGGGAGACUGUUAUUACAGUAAGUUUAUUUUCCACUAGAGUUAAACACUCUAGACACACGCUUGUAAAUGCGUAUUGGUAAAAUUAAAGUGAAUCGAUCGGAGAUGUGGAGAGCUGUCCUGCUGCUGCUCACCGGCUGCGUGUGUGCGAGUGUGCCCGAGGAGCCAGCGGACAGAGCGGCUCCAUCUGACGGCUACUGCAGCUGGAUAACGCGGGCUCAGCCGCACGGAGCUGGAGGCAGGAGAGAGGGCUUCAAUGAGUUCAGACUGCGAGUAGAAGGAGACCCGGAGCAUUAUCAUCCCGGAAGCACUUAUCGAGUAACCCUGUAUGCAACCAACCCUGCAUACUUCAGAGGCUUUACUCUUAUCACUCUGAAGGAAGGGCACAAUGGUGACCAUGAGGAGGAUUAUGCUGGAAAUUUCCAGAUAAUCGACGAGGAAGACACACAGUUUAUGACAAACUGCCCUCCAGCAGUGACAGAAAGCUCCCCUCGCAGGAGGACCAGGAUACAGGUGUUCUGGACAGCGCCACCAUCAGGCAGUGGCUGUGUACUGCUAAAGGCUAGUAUUGUUCAGAGGAAGAUUAUCUCAUUCCAGGAUGAGGGCUCGCUCACGAAGCGGAUGUGUGAGAAAGAACCGCUGUAUGGAGAAACCACAGACAAACCCCUGCUGGACUGCUGUGCCUGUGGAACUGCCAAAUACAGAGUCACCUUCUACGGGAACUGGUCAGAGAAAUUGCACCCAAAAGACUACCCAAGGAGAGCCAAUCACUGGUCGGCCCUCAUUGGAGCUUCCCAUUCGAAGAACUAUAUAUUGUGGGAGUAUGGAGGUUAUGCCAGUGAUGGGGUCAAACAGGUCGCUGAACUGGGCUCACCGGUCAAGAUGGAGGAGGAGAUCCGUCAAAAGUGCAAUCGUAUCCGCAUGUAA
Messenger RNA from Rhinichthys klamathensis goyatoka, 1082 nucleotides. It is a transcript of the gene spon1a, whose product is annotated as spondin 1a. Gene Ontology annotation, biological process: cell adhesion. The record is from RefSeq and is a predicted model, not a curated record. Gene Ontology annotation, cellular component: extracellular matrix. The transcript has 7 exons. NCBI's taxonomy places the organism in Eukaryota, Metazoa, Chordata, Actinopteri, Cypriniformes, Leuciscidae. The coding region runs from base 225 to 1082 and encodes 285 amino acids.